UGAAAAACCGGAUAUGAGCGUCCAACGCGAUGUAUAGACUUAGCAAUUACACAUUUUACAAGACACGCGAUUUAAUGAUCUCAAACUCUCCGUGCGCUGCGCUCCCUCAAUAGCUCCACACGCAAGCUCAUUGACAUGGAAAUCGCAUAUAUAAUCCAGCCAGCCAAUUUGAUAGUGUCAUGUGUGGAGGUCAUGUGACUCACAUCCCAGCGUGCAUCACCAUUGAACACUCGUACUCGCAGGACACCGUCUAGUCCGCGCUCAGGAAGGCUUGCAUCCGUUACUACUGUACCGUGGUACGGGCAUUUGGCGAGGCGCGAAAGCAAUACGAGCUCUAUGCGCGGCUGUCGUUCAUCGCCCAAGGACUAUCUACGGUAGAUAGCAAGCACGAAGCAGCGGUGAGGAGUGGGGCCCUAUGGUGACACAGCUCUCCAUACAUUAAACAUUAUUAUCGCCCAGUGCUGGAUGUAACAUCUGGUUUGCUUGGUUGGAUACGUCUGUCUCGCCAUCGAGCGAGGAACUACGAGCUUUGCAACCAGUGAAACAACCUGUGCGUAAAAGACUUUGUACACAAUCAAAGAAGUGGCGUCUGGUACUACAUUCUUUCCCAAACGACACCAGACAAACGGUUGGCUUUCAUCUAUUCAGCAGGUUUUCCAUCGGUCCUACAGAAAACAAGGAACUUCACUCCCAGGAUUCUAACCAGCCGGCUACCACCAUGCGCGCCUUCUACCCCUUAGUCCUCGCCUCCCAAGUCGCCGUGGUCUUGGUCCUGAUCCUGGCGGGAUACUGGACCGGCCACUACCUGGGAGGCUUUGCCUGGGACGGGUCGGCCAAGGAAUUCAACCUGCACCCGCUGCUGAUGAUCCUGGGGCUCGUCUUUUUCUAUGGAGAUGCCAUCCUGAUGUUCCGCAUCUUCCGCAAGGAGAACAAGACGGUGGUCAAGGUCAUCCACAUGUUGAUGCAAUCCAUCGCCAUCAUCUGUGGGAUCAUCGCCCUCAAGGCCGUCUUCCGAUUCCACAACAAGGCCGGCAUUCCCAACAUGUACACCUUACACAGCUGGGUCGGUCUACCUGUGUUUGUCUUGUUUUGCUUACAGUACAUCGGCGGCUUUGUGUCUUUCUUCUUCCCGAAGCUGAACGAAACGAGAAGGGCUGCCGUCCUGCCUUACCACAAGUUCUUCGGGGUCACGCUGCUAGGGUUGGUCUGUGUCACUGCACUGACUGGUAUCAAUAAUAAGCUCUUCUUUGCUAUGCCGGGUGGCGAGGGGAAAGACAAGUACUCCAGCCUCCCGUCCCAGGCCUACGUGGGUAACUUCCUGGGCCUGGCCAUCGUCAUCUACGCGGUCUUUGUCGGCUUCCUGGUCACCUUUGACGAGUACAAGCGGGAACAGGAGGCCCCCAACCCAGAGAAGCUGCCACUGACCACGGCCGAGAUGAAGCAGUUCCAGACGAUGGACCCCGCUGACCCCUCGGCCGGGGAGGAGGCCAAGUAGAUCGCCCCUUGACCCUUCAACCCUGACCCUGACACCUGUAUGGGGUCAAUUUCUUGGAGCUACUAUCAAGCAGACACAUUUGUGAAAACACAGAAACUAUUUGCUUGGCAAAAACCAGUGUACCAUGUCUGGGUGGUUUGAUCACAAUUCAUCACAAGUCCAUCUCUGGAAUAUAUCAUCUGUCAAUCAUAAAGUAAUCCAGUCCCAACUCAAAUCAUAAGCUUUUCAACUAAACUGAAUUGUGACAAGGGCAUUCCUUUGUAUACUGUUCAUCCUCUGUUAUCAAUGCCUGGAAUUGUGAACUUCUUGUGCUUUACUUGUGACUGCACUUGUGAUGUAGGAGCCUAUAUACUGUCUACUUGCGAUCCAUACAAGUUCCUAAGCUGCAACACUAUACAGGCUCUAUACCAGCUAAAUUGUCACGCAGUGUGUCUCUUAGGAUUGGUUAUCAGCUGAUCGGUGCUAAGCACACGAAUUUGCUUAACAAAUUUUGUCUGUGUUGUAGCUUCAUAAAAUUGAGCCUAGCUUGUGCUGUUUCCAGCCCCUUUAGUAGUAGCGGAGAUAAAAAAUGAGCUUAACUGUAUCCUCCUGGAACCUUACCCAAAUUAAACUAUUAUCCUUAUUCAGUAUUCCUAUUAACUCUAAUUUGCUAACCGAUAAAUCCUUUCACUCCAUCAGUAAGAAGAAGCCAAAUUAUAGAUGAUGCAGCUUAUGUAAAUGCUUUGCCUAUAGCCUUCAGGUUAAAACCUAUACACUAAAGGUUGUUGAUAGACAGUGUGUACAUCACUGUUAACCCUUCAGAAAACCCUUCAGAAAGUCACUGGAGUCUAUCCUAGAUUUUAAAAGUGCUACAUGCAGAACUUCAAUAAAACAAUAGUCCCGACAUUUGGGUGUUUCACCGUAAGUGUUUUACCGUAAGCCUUAGCCAGACUUGAAGUUUGGAAAUGGUGGAUUACUAUUGAAUGGGAUUAGGAUUUACAGAUGAUUCUGUAACCAUAAGAUUCUGAUUUGGAUUUAAAAUGAGAAGUUCUUUUUUGUUAAGGAUUUUGAAUUGCCACGUGACAUGAAGUUGUUGGGAAAAGAUGGUAGCUAGCUGCUAUUAGUGACAGUAGUAGAAAAUAAAAUAUCAUACAAAUAAUGGAUUUUUAUGAGUGCAAUGGUAAGAAUAAUUUCAUGAGGUGAUAGAUGGUACAUUACAUCUGUCACCGAUCACCAAAUGAAUUUAUUCUUUCCAUUGCACGAAUGUGAAGCAUUCACUUGUCUUGUACAACACCUGAAUAAAUCCUCGUCAUCUCGGCCAGAGCUACCAUUAGUGCGACCGUGCAAUAGAACUUUUUUGCGGUUCGGAUGAAUAAUUCAAUGACAUGUGAGCAAAGACCAACCAAUCAGAUGACGGGGAUUUGUUCAGGCAUUGUAUAAAAAAUUAUGUCAUGAGCAAAAAGCUAAGUACGACUUGUUCUGUUUGUGCGUUUCUCUGUAUUCAAUAAUUAAAGGGAUUUACCAGCAGCAAAGUAUGCCUUGCUAUGUGUGUAAACUAUCAACGUAUAUUCCAGCAAAUAAAUAUAUACAAAGUAUAUAUAGAGAUUUAAAGGUAACAAGUAUUAUUGUAAGUGAUUAUUGGAACAUAGUGUAUUCUAUUUUGGUGUUUCAUUGUGCAGUUAAAUUUUGCAUUAGUAGUUGAUGAAGAUUGGCGUAUAUACAGAGUGUGCUAAAAAAAUGCAACAUUUCAGUAAAUGAAACUUAAAACUGUUUAAUGUUUUUUUUUUCUUCAAUGAAAUUGUUUAUUUCAUUAAAGCCUGACUAUUUCUCAAUCCACUCCUUUUUACCCCAUUCCAUUUGGGUCCCUGAAUCCAGAAAUAUGAUCAAGUGAAAGGUGUAAAUUUUACUGGGGCCACUCUCACCUGUAUUGUCACUAACCUCAGUGCCAUUCAAUGCCUAUUCAAUGCUUAAGUGGUGAAAGUGGCCCAAGCAAAAUUUGCACUAUUUCACUUAAUGGAUGUAAUUUCUGGAUCUAGGGACUCAAAUGGAAUGGGGAAAUAGUCAGGCUUUGAUGUAAUAUACAAUUUCAUUGAAGAAAAAGAACAUUAAAACAGUUGUAAUUGUUUGUUUUCUGAAUGUUGCACCUUUUUGGCACAGCUGUAGUCAUGAUUUUGCAGACUUAGGGGAAAAAUUGGUUUGUUCUGCUGUAACAAAUUUCUGCAGAACUUUCAGAAACGAGAAUUGUGUCCCCAAAAUGAAGCAGACUCUUGGCAUAUGUUACUGCGGCUGAACAUUAAAGCGCCUGUUCUAGUUUUUAGUGUUACCGAACUUACUAUAUAAGUAUAUGUCUGUGGUACAUGUGAUUCUGUGAAGUAUUCAAACUUGGAAAGUGCUUGUUAUUAUAUAUUUAAAUAUUAUAUUUUGUCUCUAUGCCUUAAUUAAAACCCAAACCCUAAUCACACAGAGAACAUCACAUUAAUUUAUAAAUAAUUUUAAAAGGAGAAUUUAGUUUAAAAAAAAGGUCACAGAAUUAUAUUAGCUUAAUCUAUAUGUUUGAUAUAUUUUGAAGAGUUUGUGGUUCGAUAUUCAGUUCAUAACAUUUCGGCAAUAUAUUUUAGUUUGUAUGGUACGUGUAAAUAAGAUGGAUAGGCUUAAUGGUACUGAUAAAAUGUGUAUACGAACAGUAUUUAUGUUAAACGAUAUCAUUUAAAUACUUGGAAAUUUGAUUAACGAAAGCCAUGGUCAUAAAAAUAACUUGGCUUUCUUUAACUCUUUUUCCACCUUAUGAAACAAGGCUUUAAUUGUGAAGAUGCAAGUCGGUUAAAUGAAUUCACUGAGAAAAAAAUAGUCCUUUCCUUUUUUAGAAGACAAUGUGAAAUCAUAAACUGUAUCCUAAAUUGAAGAUGAUUUAAUUCCUAGUGACUCUUUCCAAUUCAGUCGUGUAAACCCACCAACCCAAUUCAAAAGUGGUGCUAAAACUUCAUAUUUUUGAGGUGUAUAUGAUACAACAAUGGUUAGUUGUGACUUAUUUUUAAUUAAGUAUCAAUUCAUCUUUGGUUUUGGUCUUGAUUGCCUUUUCUUUGAAAAUAUGGGAUCUAUGACACGAUUAUAACUAAGCAAAUAUUUACAGAAAAGAUGAUACAACGUGUUUCUGCCAUUAUUAUUGAUACAGGGUCAUAUUCUUUUUUAAAAAGUUUUCAGAUCCGGUUAAAAAAUAAGAUACUAGAAUCAUGAAUCUCUUUGGAAAAUUAAGAAUUCCACAGUGUCAAACAUUCCUUGGUGAAAGAUGUCGUCACAAGAAUUAUUAAGAUAAUUAUGACAAGUAUUUGUGUGAUGUCUUGCAUGUUUUGGAAAAAAAAAAUGUUGAAGUGCGUAUUGCAAACUAGUGUGUAAUGCCUGUAUUGUACAUGUCAACUGCUUGUAAAAAAGUGAAAUAAACAACUACAUCAAGCAGCCAAAA
Messenger RNA from Patiria miniata (bat star), 4934 nucleotides. Its product is annotated as cytochrome b561-like. The transcript has 6 exons. Gene Ontology annotation, molecular function: oxidoreductase activity. NCBI's taxonomy places the organism in Eukaryota, Metazoa, Echinodermata, Asteroidea, Valvatida, Asterinidae. Bases 719 to 1495 code for a protein of 258 amino acids. The record is from RefSeq and is a predicted model, not a curated record.